Molecule: messenger RNA, 1220 nt
Organism: Fusarium verticillioides 7600
Lineage: Eukaryota; Fungi; Ascomycota; Sordariomycetes; Hypocreales; Nectriaceae
Exons: 5
Coding region: 338-1144 (268 amino acids)
Source: RefSeq, a predicted model, not a curated record
GUAUUUGCUUUUCUGCGCUUCUGAGUGUGGGUUUUCGACAUCGCAUCGCCCAUCAUGCUUGAUGAGAGCGCGACGUCAGUGGACCCCAAGGGUCUAGCGCGUGUCCUGAUCAUCGUCCCCAUCAUUUUCUUGAUCCUUACAGCCGUAAUUGUUAUUCUGCGAUGUGUUGUUCGAUUAAAGUAUCGUCUCUUUGGUAUCGACGAUGGUCUCAUGCUUAUCGGAUGGUUAGAUACUACACGUUGCAUUCACUGCUGCCGGCCUGCGUGCCGUUUACGCAGGCGUGGGGACAAAAGAUAAAGACCUGAACGCAUACCUGCAAGUCCACGGUCGAAAGUGGAUGUGGAUUGGCCAGAUAAUUUACGACUUUUCAUUGACGCCUCUCAAGACGUCCAUCUGUGUUACUCUCCUACGUAUCGCCGUCACCAGAACUCAUCGAAUCAUUGUCUGGGCAACUCUCAUCUUCACUAUUGUCACUACGAUGUAUAACACCAUUGGCACCUUUUUCGGAUGCACGCCGAUCUCUGCCAACUGGAACGACAGAGAAAAAUGCUCUGUACCAUUCUUAAUGAGUCUAGGCUAUGUCGUGUCCGUUAGCGCAGUUAUUUCGGAUUGGACUUGUGCUAUUUUGCCUGUCUUCAUGCUUUACAAGUCCCAUAUGAGGAAAGCCACCAAGGUCUCUGUCAGCAUCAUCCUUGGUCUGGCUGCACUGGCCUCGAUUUGUACUAUUGUUCGAAUACCUUAUUUGACAGCGUUUUCACGGCCUGGUAAUUACUUAUACAACGUCGGAAACAUCGUCCUAUGGUCCACUCUGGAGUCGGGAAUCGGAAUUAUCGCUGGCUCCUUACCGUCACUACGAAAACUUGUCAGCUCUCAUUUCCAUUUCGACACAUCGACGGGUAGCUCCCCAGCUCACAUUACGCCAUUUUCUGGAGCCAGUAGAGCCGUCAUCACUUCGAAAUCAGUGGCGACAACACGUCGAACUCACAGGGGCGAGGUUGGCGAUAAUUGGGAGCAGCUUGAUGACGUUGAGGGCACAUCCAGCCAGAAGAUAUAUGUCAAGGUGGACUUGGAGAUGCAGUCUUUGGAGAGACCAGAAACAUCGAGAGAGUCACAUGGGUCCCGUGAAGACCUGGUACAUCCAUAAACAGACUUUUAAUAUUAUUUGUAUUCUAGCUAAACUCUAAAUAAAUGGGACAACAGCACAGAGAAAUUUGUCGAGC